Molecule: messenger RNA, 1411 nt
Organism: Dendronephthya gigantea
Lineage: Eukaryota; Metazoa; Cnidaria; Anthozoa; Malacalcyonacea; Nephtheidae
Exons: 12
Coding region: 170-1078 (302 amino acids)
Source: RefSeq, a predicted model, not a curated record
UUCGAUGAUUCUGAUAAUUGAGAAUGUAUUUAUUUUUUCUCAGAAAUGAUGUUUCAAUUUGGAAUUUGCAACAUAUUCUGGCUUGCAGAUAUCAGAAUUUGAAUUACCUUCUCAUUUUGUAGACAUUAUCAGCUGAUUCUGAAGAAAACACUUUGGUUUGGAUAUUAAAAUGUGCAAUUGGAAAAAUAUCAAACAAAACAAUUUAUCAUCUUUUUCUGACAAGACUGUGGCAGCUGUUUCAAUAUUCUGGGCUGAUGGAUUUUUGUGUCUUUUGUUUGUUUUAUUAACACACUUCAAAUACACAAGGAUUACAGUCCUAAAUUACUCAGUUUGUACAAUAGCAACAUCAAAUACGCAGUGGAUAUGGUUCUUCAUCUUUACUGCACUAAGUUCAGUUAUGAAUGGCCUAUACUUCUUUUUUCUUCAUGAAAAAAAGCGAAAGGAAUUUCCAGUGAUUACUGCUUGGCUGGCAAACCUGUUAAGUAUAAUGUCAUUAUUAUUUGCUGUUAAAUAUCAGUGGAAACAGAGAGAGGAAGCAUAUAACAACAUGACAAACACCAAUGGGGCCUCUACGACUAGCACUGAUGAAACAUCGCCGAUUUUAUUUCAACAGAACGGAACGUCAGCUAUCCAGAACCCAUCCAAGACUGAUGUGUUUUUUGUUCUUCUGUUUUUACUGUCUGCUGGUUUUUUUAUCGCUGCUUGGACAAAAGAAACGGAAAUUUUUUAUUGGGUUGCUCAUAUCUUAUUGUGGAUAAUUCAAGCUGCAAUUUUUAUUAUUAUACUGAUAAUUCAUUAUAAAAUCACGCACGAAGGACCUUCAGUGUUUGUAAAGUGCAUUUUACUUGCAGCCGUGAUGGCCAACGCUGUGACUGACAUACCUUCAUACAUUUGGUUAAAUUGUAUUUUGGAGGACGAAAAUCCUGCUGAAGACGCAUUCAAAUGCUAUGAUAUCCUUAUUGGACUAGUCUUGCUGUCACAUAUUGCAUUCUUCUUUGUGAUGAGAACAGAGUUUCUGCGUCUUAAAGAUGUUGCAAGGUGGCGUGUCGCAGGAGAAAUUGAUAACCUGGAUCCUUGAUUAAUAACCUGGCCCUUCGUUAAAUCAUAAUCGAUAUGUUUUUUUUCUUAACAUGAGCUCAGAAGUUUGUAAUCCGUAGUCUUUAAACGAUUUUAACAUACCCUAACUAACAUUAUCUAACUAUGACCAGGAAUGCUCACUUUUCAUUCAAACUGUUGUGUUCUAGAAAAACAAAAACAGUGAAAAUUACAUGUUUCUAUAUGUAAAAUAUAGAAACCUAUAACACCUGUAUUUAUCAUGAAAGUCGAUGCCAUGUUGUGAAUGAUAAAAUUAAUAUAAAGUAUCAUAUUAUGUUAUGAAAUUCAUGUAUUUUAAUUUUAUGCGGAUAAUAAA